AUGUCUGAAUCUCCCUUAGAUCUCCCUGUUUUUGACAUUUCACAGCCCUGGACACCAUCUUCUCUCUCAGCUCUCUCUAUAGCCUGUAGAGAGUGGGGUUUCUUUCACAUAACCAACCAUGGAAUUUCGAAAGAUCUUUAUGAAAAAAUCUUCUUACUUUCAAGUCAUAUUUUCAGUCUUCCUCCACAGGUUAAACUUAAAGCAGGUCCUUCAUCAACCAUAAAAACUUAUACUCCACAGUUUAUUGCCUCGCCUUUCUUCGAGAGUUUACGCGUGUCAGGACCGGAUUUCUUUGCUUCUGCAAAGAGUUCUUCUGAAGUCCUCCUCAACCUCUCUGAUGAUGAUUUCAGUGAAAUACUAAAAGAGUAUGGAAGCAGAAUGGUACACUUAUCAAAAUCAAUCCUGGAGAUGAUUCUUAUGUGUUUGGGGCCUAAUUUAGAGAUGAAAUUCAUAUCUGAGUUCAAGAAUUGUCAUGGCUAUCUAAGACUAAACAAUUACUCCCCACCUGAAUGCAUACAAGAACAAGAAGUUGAAGGGCUUGGAAUGCAUACUGACAUGAGUUGCAUAACCCUAGUUUAUCAAGAUGAAAAUGGUGGCCUCCAAGUGAGGUCUAAGGAAGGUAAAUGGAUGGACAUUAAUCCGUGCGAAGACGCACUUGUCGUUAACAUCGGUGACUUAAUGCAAGCAUGGAGCAAUGGGAAGUUUAGGUCAUCUGAGCACAGAGUAGUUCUACGACGACAUGCUAAUCGAUUUUCCAUUGCUUUCUUUUGGUGUUUUGAAGAUGAAAAGGUGAUUUUUGCUCCAAAAGAAGUCGUGGAUGAAGGAGAAUCGAGGUUGUAUAAGCCCUUCAUUUGUUUGGAUUAUUUGAGAUUUAGAGAGAGCAGUGAGAAAGGGAAGUUUGAGAAAGUUGGAUUCACGGUAAAACAUUUUGCAGGGAAUGAGAUAUAA
Messenger RNA from Fraxinus pennsylvanica, 948 nucleotides. Lineage: Eukaryota; Viridiplantae; Streptophyta; Magnoliopsida; Lamiales; Oleaceae. The record is from the annotation of a GenBank genome assembly.